Penicillium odoratum is the source of this 2607-nucleotide messenger RNA. Its product is annotated as histidine biosynthesis protein HIS4. Bases 1 to 2607 code for a protein of 868 amino acids. Lineage: Eukaryota; Fungi; Ascomycota; Eurotiomycetes; Eurotiales; Aspergillaceae. The transcript is spliced from 3 exons. The record is from RefSeq and is a predicted model, not a curated record. Gene Ontology annotation, molecular function: phosphoribosyl-ATP diphosphatase activity; histidinol dehydrogenase activity; metal ion binding. Gene Ontology annotation, cellular component: cytoplasm. Gene Ontology annotation, biological process: L-histidine biosynthetic process.
AUGGCUACGCCAUUCCUAAUCUCCUACCCCUCCACCCCCACCUCGGGUCUUUCACUCAAGCAGAUCGCCUACUUCGGGCGGGUGCUGGUGAAGGUCUCCGAUCUCGCCGAAGCAGAGAAGUUCCUACGUGAACACUUCCGUCACCUCGAUGUCUACGUAGACGCUACUGCCGUUUCCUCUACUGGCGAUCUUGUCGAUAUUCUCAACGCUGGUGCCGCUAAGAUCUUCAUCACCCUCGAGCAAUUGACCGCGCUCUCCCAAGAACAGUCCGUUCCUUCAUCACGAUUGGUGGUCUACGCCCCCUCCAACGAUAAAUUGGACUCUUUCCAGCAAUGGAUCGCUGCCAAUGCCUCCGAGCGCAAUGAUGCCAGCGUCUGCACCGAGCCUGCCGCCGCGACCACCGCCGCCACAAAAUUGAACAUCAGCUCCGAUUCCCCCCGUCUCUACGUCUCCUACAAUGAUCAGGCUGUUGCCGAGGAUUCUGUGAACCAGAUCACUCAGCAGGGCGCCAUUGCCAUCAUCCCCUCGCAGACGUUGACCGUCGAGCGGGAUGCGGCGGGUCAGCUUUCUGCCGCCAAGCUUCUGGUUUCGCGCGCUGUCACAGACCAGUCCAAUGGUCUGUAUGCCACAUCAGUUACCGAUGAGCGGGGCGCUUGUCUUGGUUUUGUCUGGAGCAGUGACGAGAGCAUUGCUGAGGCCCUUCGGACCGGCACCGGUGUCUACCAGAGCCGCAAGCGUGGACUUUGGUACAAGGGCCAAUCGAGCGGUGAUGUGCAAGAAUUGAUCCGCUUGGGCUAUGACUGCGAUGCCGACUGCUUGGUCUUUGUUGUGAAGCAGAUCGGGCGAGGCUUCUGCCACCUGGGUACCGAAACUUGCUUUGGCCCAGCUACCGGUCUGUCGCGUCUUCAGAAGACCCUCCUGGAGCGCAAGGCCGAUGCCCCUGCCGGCUCGUACACCGCUCGCCUGUUCAAUGAACCCAAGCUUGUCUCGGCCAAGAUUAUGGAGGAGGCGGAGGAACUCUGCCAGGCAACAACCAAGGAGGACAUCGCCUUUGAGGCGGCUGACCUCCUGUACUUUGCCCUGACUAAGUGUACCGCCGCUGGUGUCACUCUCGAAGACAUUGAGCGUAACCUAGACCUCAAGAGCUUGAAGGUGAAGCGGAGAAAGGGUGACGCCAAGGGACCCUGGGCCGAGAAGGCCGGUCUGGCUGCUCCCAAGGCCGCGCCUGCUCCUGCCCCUACCCCUGCUCCCGCUCCCGUGGAAGAUCGCUCGCGGAUCGAGAUGAAGCGUGUUAUCACCGCGUCGACCCCCGCCGCCGAGGUCAGAGAGUACCUCAACCGCCCCGCCCAGAAGUCCAAUGACGCCAUUGUUGCCCUUGUGAAGCCUAUCGUCCAGGAUGUUCGUGAGAACGGUGACGCUGGCGUGCUCAAGUACACCCACAAGUUUGAGAAGGCCACAUCGCUGACCUCUCCUGUUAUUCACGCUCCAUUCGCCCCCGAACUCAUGAAGCUCAGCCCCGAUGUCCAGGAGGCCCUUGAUAUUUCCAUUGGCAACAUUGAACGCUUCCACUCUGCGCAGAAGAGCAGCAACGAUGCUCUCAGUAUGGAGACUAUGCCUGGUGUGGUCUGCUCUCGCUUCUCUCGCCCCAUUGAGCGCGUUGGUCUGUACAUUCCCGGUGGUACCGCUGUCCUACCCUCGACCGCUAUGAUGCUGGGUGUGCCCGCCAUGGUGGCGGGUUGUCAGAAGAUUAUCCUAGCCUCGCCUCCCCGUGCCGAUGGCAGCAUCUCCCCGGAGAUCGUCUACGUUGCGCACAAGGUUGGUGCGGAGAGCAUCGUCCUGGCUGGUGGUGCUCAGGCCGUGGCCGCCAUGGCCUACGGUACCGAGAGCAUCAGCAAGGUUGACAAGAUCCUGGGUCCCGGUAACCAGUUUGUGACCGCCGCCAAGAUGCUUGUGUCCAACGACACUUCCGCCGGUGUUAGCAUUGAUAUGCCCGCUGGUCCCAGUGAGGUUCUUGUCAUUGCUGACUCGACUGCCAACCCAGCCUUUGUCGCCUCUGACUUGCUCAGCCAGGCCGAGCACGGUGUUGAUUCCCAGGUCAUUCUCAUUGCCAUUGACCUGAAUGAGGAGCAGCUGCAAGCUAUUGAGGACGAAGUCGAUGCACAGGCCCGCGCUCUGCCUCGCAUGGACAUCGUCCGCGGCUCCUUAGCCCACUCCUUCACCCUUGUAGUCAAGGAUGUGAACGAGGCCAUGGCUCUGAGCAACGAUUACGCUCCUGAGCACUUGAUCUUGCAGGUUGAUGGUGCCGAGGCUCUUGUUGAGCAGGUUCAGAACGCCGGUAGUGUCUUCAUUGGCCCCUGGACCCCCGAAAGUGUCGGCGACUACUCCGCCGGUGUUAACCACUCCCUGCCUACCUACGGUUACGCUAAGCAGUACUCCGGUGUCAACCUUGGUUCUUUCCUGAAGCACAUCACCAGCUCCAACCUGACCGCUGACGGUCUGUUGUCUCUGGCGAAGACUGUCGAGACUCUGGCGGCUGUCGAGGGACUGGAUGCGCACAAGCGGGCUGUCAGUAUUCGUGUUGCACAGAUGAAGAAGGACCGCUCGUGA